ACCAUUAAAUGAUUUUGAAUCUUUUUUUUUUAAUAAUAUUUCCUUUUUCUUUCUCAUUUGUUGAGUUCUUACUUGUCUUCGUUCUUAUACUCUCCCUCGUUCUUCCUCUCCAUCCAGUCUUUGUAGUUUUAAGUUAUUUCCUGCGGUUCUUCCCUUUAUUACCAAUCGAAUACUGGUUGAAGAUUUACAGAAGCUUAGAAUUCUUUCUGCUUUAGUCCGUCCCAAGUUGUGUGAAGAACAUGUUGAAGGAGGUUCUAAGAAAUUCCUGGUACAGAGGGAUUUAUGGGCAUGGAGGAGAGAGUCUUAGGAGCUGCUUGUACGUCCCUGCAAUUGGUAUCCACAACGGCCAGGUUCAUUUUGCACCAAGAAGCUUUUUCGGGGUAGAAGAUUUCCUUGAUGACAACAACAGCCGACCGUACACUUACAAGAAGGAGAAGAAGUCAAAAAAUCCACAGAAACAUGUAUCGUUCAAACAACGUACAGAGGCAUACAUGGAACCAUUUACGCUCGACGUGUUAAUCUCAAAGCGAUUUGUGACGGCUUCACUUACUCACAGGGUGACUAGUAGGCAGGUUGCAGUUGCUGGCACCAACUCUAAGGACAUAAAAGCCGUUCUCCGGUCCAGAUCAGACAUACCUGCAUGUUUGGCCAUUGGGAGUAUUUUGGCUGAGAGGGCAAGAGAAGCUGAUGUCUAUACUGCUUCUUACACUCCAAGAGACAGGGACAAGUUCGAAGGGAAGAUCAGGGCUGUCGUUCAAUCUCUUAUCGAUAAUGGAAUUGAUGUUAAGAUUUAUCUUGAUUGAUUCAGUUGCUUUUCUUUUAAUACUAAAUGACUUUUUUGAACUAGUUGUGUUUUACAAAGGUGACAUUCAUUCAUAGCCAUAGAUGUGAAAAAGUGUUGAUCUU
Humulus lupulus (European hop) is the source of this 906-nucleotide messenger RNA. RefSeq lists its product as uncharacterized. The record is from RefSeq and is a predicted model, not a curated record. Gene Ontology annotation, biological process: translation. Gene Ontology annotation, cellular component: ribosome. The coding region runs from base 240 to 803 and encodes 187 amino acids. Gene Ontology annotation, molecular function: structural constituent of ribosome; 5S rRNA binding. Lineage: Eukaryota; Viridiplantae; Streptophyta; Magnoliopsida; Rosales; Cannabaceae. The transcript is spliced from 3 exons.